Messenger RNA from Chiloscyllium plagiosum (whitespotted bambooshark), 1679 nucleotides. RefSeq names its product guanine nucleotide-binding protein G(t) subunit alpha-1. Gene Ontology annotation, cellular component: heterotrimeric G-protein complex; cytoplasm. NCBI's taxonomy places the organism in Eukaryota, Metazoa, Chordata, Chondrichthyes, Orectolobiformes, Hemiscylliidae. The record is from RefSeq and is a predicted model, not a curated record. Gene Ontology annotation, molecular function: GTPase activity; G-protein beta/gamma-subunit complex binding; G protein-coupled receptor binding. Gene Ontology annotation, biological process: adenylate cyclase-modulating G protein-coupled receptor signaling pathway; detection of light stimulus involved in visual perception; phototransduction, visible light.
CCCAUGUGGGUCCGGUGACAGGAUCCUCUUCUUUCUCAGCUGGCAGCCCUGAUCUCAACAACAGAGACAAGACCAGAGCAGUCUCCCACUGUGCAGUCUAGUGGAUAGCAGCUGCAUUUCCAAACUCUCUCAACCAUGGGAGCAGGAGCCAGCGCAGAAGAGAAGCACUCAAGGGACCUGGAAAAGAAGCUGAGAGAAGAUGCAGAAAAAGAUGCCAGAACAGUCAAACUCUUACUGCUGGGUGCUGGAGAAUCUGGCAAGAGCACCAUUGUCAAGCAGAUGAAAAUUAUUCAUCAAGAUGGUUACUCCCGUGAGGAAUGUCUUGAGUUCAUCAGCAUCAUCUACAGUAACACCUUGCAAUCUAUGAUGGCUAUUGUCAAGGCAAUGACCACACUGAACAUCGGCUAUGGAGACAGUGCCAGGCAGGAUGAUUCUCGCAAACUGAUGCAUCUAGCCGAUACCAUCGACGAAGGCACGAUGCCAAAAGAGCUGUAUGAAAUUAUCAGCCGUCUGUGGAAAGAUUCUGGCAUCCAGGCCUGCUUCGAGCGGGCCUCAGAGUACCAGCUCAACGACUCUGCUGGCUACUACCUCAAUGACCUGGACCGGCUUGUCCAGCCAGGCUACCUUCCCACUGAGCAGGAUGUCCUGCGUUCAAGAGUGAAAACCACUGGUAUCAUUGAGACUCAAUUUGGAUUUAAAGAUCUCAACUUCAGAAUGUUCGAUGUGGGUGGACAACGCUCCGAACGCAAGAAAUGGAUCCACUGCUUCGAAGGUGUGACCUGUAUCAUCUUCAUUGCUGCACUCAGUGCGUACGACAUGGUGCUGGUGGAGGACGAUGAAGUGAACCGGAUGCACGAGAGUCUACAUCUCUUCAACAGUAUCUGUAAUCAUCGUUACUUCAUCGCAACUUCGAUCGUCCUUUUCCUCAACAAGAAGGAUGUGUUCCAGGAGAAGAUCAAGAAGACCCAUCUGAGCAUCUGUUUCCCAGACUAUGAUGGUAACAACUCAAUGGAGGAUGCUGGGGCUUACAUUAAAGCCCAAUUCCUGGAAUUAAACAUGAGGAGAGAUGUGAAGGAGAUUUACUCGCACAUGACCUGUGCCACUGACACAGAAAACGUCAAGUUUGUGUUCGAUGCAGUGACAGACAUCAUCAUCAAGGAGAACUUGAAAGACUGCGGUCUCUUCUAAAUCACUCCCAGCUGUCCAAGGAGCUCUACAAUACUCUCAAAGCUACCCAUGAAUUUUAUUCUUCAAUGACUGAGCCUAGAGAAGUUCUGAUCCUAUGUCUGCUGAUGGUGUUUCCAAUCUGUUUGCGAUCAUUGGCUGUGAUUGAGAUGUGGACAGAAGCAGUUCCAUUAAACAUUUAAGAAUCCUGUAAUGAUCUGAUCAACCCAGCCGAUUUCCCUCCUGGAGACAGUUGUGGUUUUAACCAAAAUUGCUUUCCUACAGUAAUGCUGAUUCAAUACAGCCCAUCAACUAAAUCUCCAAUGAUAAGUAGAUUGAAGAAAUGUUGGGAUCUCCUAUCAGUUCCAGAUUUGCAUGGGGUAUAAAUUUAUACAGUAGCACUGUUAUCCCGUGCAUUAAACUAGCAAACUAGGGAUUUUAAAGUGGCAGCUCUUCUUUUAAAUAAACAAUUUAGUUGAUGUUUAUAGUGAUGCAUUAAAUUCAUUUGAAUGCAA